AUGGGAAUGUGGGAGGAAGCGAGUGACCCAGUGAUGGGGAAGAAGGAUAAAAAUGAGGAGCGGAAGGAGAGAAUCCUGAAUCUCACACUGGAGAUUAUCUAUCUGCUGACUGGAGAGGGCUACGUCAUCCCUAAGAAGAAGAGCCCAACUGUGGGUUUGGGGGCCCUGCAUGCCCCUGGCUCCGUCAUACAGAAGGAAAAUGACAAGAAGAUCCUGGAACUCAUCUCCAACAUCAUCCAGCUGCUGACUGGAGAGGUUGCCAUAAGGUGUGAGGAUGUUUCCAUCUAUUUUUCCUUGGAGGAGUGGGAGUAUAUAAAAGGAAACAAGGCCCUUUACAGGGAAGGGAUAAAGGAGGAGGAGGAGGAGCCCCAGCAGCUCCGCCCACUGGCCUGUGAGUAUAAAGAUGGGAGCGAUGUUACAGCACAUACGGAAGCAACUUUAUGUUGUAAUAAUGAUGGGAAUCUCACAAACCCUGAUGUUUCUUCAGCGGAACAGCCCCCACCAGCCAAUGGGAUUAAAGAGGAAGAGGCUUCAUGGGAAGGGGGAAACCAAUCAGAUUGCAGCAUUAAUCCCCUUACAGAACAGAUACAGGGAACAGACACACCUACUCCUAUCAUUGGGUGCAGCCUGAAUAACAGCUCGGCCGAUAAUUAUGCAUCAAAUUAUGUAAAAGAGGAGUUAAUGUCUCCAUGGGAAGGGGGAAGCCAAUCAGAUUGCAGCAUUAAUCCACAAACAGAACAUAUACAGGGAACAGACACACCUAUAAAACAUACAUUAAAUGGGAAAUACAGCUGCAAUGAGUGCCAUAUACAUUUCAGUAAUAAAAGAGACUUUGAUAAACAUCUACAAACCCACAAAACGGAGAAACCUUUUCCUUGUCCUGAAUGUGGGAAAUGUUUUACGACUUCAUCAGAACUUACUGUCCAUCAAAGGCGAACCCACACAGGGAAGAAACCAUUUUCUUGUUCUGAAUGUGGGAAAUGUUUCUCAUAUCGAUCCAAUUUUGCUCGUCAUCGAAGGACUCACACAGGGGAGAAACCUUUUCCUUGUCCUGAAUGCGGGAAAUGUUUUAUGACUUCAUCAGAACUUACUGUCCAUCAACGGCGAACCCACACAGGGGAGAAUCCGUUUUCUUGUUCUGAAUGUGGGAAAUGUUUUGCCGCUUUAUCAAAACUCACUAUCCAUCAGAGAACCCACACAGGGGAGAAACCGUAUUCAUGUUCUGAAUGUGGGAAAUUUUUCACACACGCAUCGAGCCUUACUCGUCAUCACAGAACUCACACAGGGGAGAAACCUUAUUCUUGUUCUGAGUGUGGGAAAUGUUUUAUGACUUCAUCAGAACUUAAUGUCCAUCGACGAACCCACACAGGGGAGAAACCAUUUUCUUGGUCUGAAUGUGGGAAAUCUUUCUCAUACCAAUCUCACGUCAAAGUUCAUCACAGAACUCACACAGGGAAGAAAACUUUUACCUGUUCUGAAUGUGGGAAAUGUUUGUCAAGCAAAGCACAACUUAGAAUCCAUCACAGAACCCACACUGGCGAGAGACCUUAUGUUUGUUCUGAGUGUGGGAAACGUUGUACCACUUCAUCAGAACUUAGUGUCCACCGGAGAACCCACACAGGGGAGAAACCCUAUUCUUGUUCUGUAUGUGGGAAAUGUUUUACACAAAGCCAUAAUCUGAAAAUACACUUUCAGAUUCACACAGGGGGGAAACCAUAAGCUUGUUGUUAGAGGAGACAUAUUCUAUAAAAAUUAAGAAUGUACCAGUGAAUUAUACUCCUCUAGAUAUAGAAGGAUUGUGCUUAAAACAAAAAAGUUGU
Molecule: messenger RNA, 1820 nt
Organism: Xenopus tropicalis (tropical clawed frog)
Lineage: Eukaryota; Metazoa; Chordata; Amphibia; Anura; Pipidae
Product: oocyte zinc finger protein XlCOF7.1-like
Exons: 4
Coding region: 1-1719 (572 amino acids)
Cellular component (GO): nucleus
Source: RefSeq, a predicted model, not a curated record